This is a messenger RNA of Plasmodium gonderi, 4059 nucleotides long. RefSeq lists its product as hypothetical. The record is from RefSeq and is a predicted model, not a curated record. The coding region runs from base 1 to 4059 and encodes 1352 amino acids. NCBI's taxonomy places the organism in Eukaryota, Apicomplexa, Aconoidasida, Haemosporida, Plasmodiidae. The transcript is spliced from 12 exons.
AUGGAUAAUAAGAAACUGUUAGUUUUACCACAAGAAACCAACCCAAAUGUUGACAGGUGUUUGUACAAGCAACAUCAAUUAGGUGGUAUUUCACAAUGCUUUGCUAAAAAUAAGGGAAAACUUUUUCUCUUGGCUAAAGAACCGCUUGAAGACACAUUAGAACAUUCAUGUAUGGAUACACUAAAAAUUGCAGAUGAAAUAAAAUGGAAAAUAAUCAAUGAACAGUUAUACAUGAUUCUUGAUCUGUAUAUACAAAUACUGAAAGAUAAAAAAUUGCACAACAUAUUUAAUAAAGACAUUAAUGAGAGAGUUGAGAAGAUCAUUUCUGCAACGAUUAAAUUAUAUUCCCUGAUAGAGAAGAAAAAUGAAAAUAAAAAAAGAAAGUACCUGAAGAAAAUAUAUUCCGUUUAUAAUACUCUGUCUAAUUUAUUAAUGAAAUACAAUGAGAAUAACGUAGAUGAUCAAUGGAAGGACAAAUUACUUUUGGUUAGGGAUCAUGGUCUUAGAAAGAUUCCUGGAUCGGGCAAUUUGACCGAUGAUGGUUAUGAACCUGAAAGCAGGAGAAAAAAAACACUAACAGAAAAUGAUGUACAAAAGGAUAUUCGAAAUUCCAAAUUCAGUGUACCAUUGCAGGGAUUGAAAGUUCGUGAGGAGGCAUUCACAGAGUUAGAUGAACCCCGAAAUAAUGAAAAUUGUUUAGAAAGAGGCUUUUCAAUGAGGAAUAGCAUCAGAUGCUUGUAUGCAGCUGAAGAAUUAAGCGAAACAGAACAUUAUGACCCACAUAGGAAGAUGAAGCCAUUCAAAUUUUUACAAUUUCAAGAUUUAAAUUUGAUAUUACAAGACAGAAAAAAGCUAGGAAAAAAAUUCACUAAAAUUUGUCAAAGAAAAAUAAAUUUAUUACAGAAUAGAAGAAAUAGUAUUUACCUUAAGAAUAGACCCCUGCUGAUGGAAAAAAUGAGAUAUUCAAAUGAUUUGAAAAAUAUUUUAUCAGGAAUAUCUAAAAGUAUGACCAGUUUUAGGACUGAUAAGUAUGGUAAUAUAAAAGCUAUCAUUGAGUUCUUUACACAUUAUGGAAGGAGAGAAAAAUAUAUAAUAAGCAUAAAUGAAUACGAUUAUUUUUUUUCCACAAGUAGUGACGAAUCAGAAGUGCAAACAUGUAGGAACAGACAGAUGAUACAUCAUGUUAGAAGUGCAAAAGUGAAAAAAAAAAAAAAAAAGGAGAGCCCAUUUUUUACGAAAAAUUGCAUCUUCUAUGUUGGGAACAAGAAAGUCAUAUUAGAUAAAAGAAAGAAAGAAAAGAUUAUUUUUCAAAUGGAUCCCAGUGGUGUUUUAAAAAAAGAAGUAUUCAAAAAAAGCAAAAAUAAUGAUAAUAUUUUGAUAAAAACAUAUAAUGAAAAUGAGUGGUCAGAUGAAUAUGUCGACUUCUGCUACUUGACUAAACAGAAAAAAAAAGAAAAAAUUAUUAUAAGAAAAGGGAAAGAAGGGAAAUACAAAUACAUAUUUAAGGAACAUGAAUUAAAUGAUAAAAAGGAAAUUUUCGAUUUUUAUGAAAAAGGAAUUUUCAAUACUCGACAAGUUCAUUUUUAUGAUAAUGAGGAAAUUAUACCAUUUUACACUCUGCAAGUAGAUCAAAAAAAAGGGGAAAAAAUGAAUCAAGAGCAGAUAGAAACUUUUGAAAAAGAGGAAAAAGGUACCAAUUUUCCAUCUAACAAAUGCAAAAAUGAAUGGGUGCUGGAAAAAGAAAAAAGUAGUUACAUUAUUAAUAGACAAGAAUCAAUAGACAACAUUUUUGCAAAAUUGAAAACAAGGAAGGAAAAAAUUUUGAAAGCUACUUAUGUUUGCACCGAUAAAGAAAAUGGCGGCCCUUCCGUUAGAAAAUUACAAAAUGUCAGAAUGAUGAAAAUUAGCCUUAACAAAGGGGAGAAGCAUAACGAGACCACGAAGGAGAAGAAGCAGAAGAAGGAGAAGCAUAACAAGACCACGAAGGAGAAGAAGCAGAAGGAGAGGAAUCAUCAACAGACAUACCCAACUGAAAUGAACAAAGAUGUCCAUCAGGAUUCUGCAAAAAUCAACUAUCUCCGAAUGAAGAUUGAAAGAGGAAAAAUGAAUAAAUCAAACAGAAUGCAUAAAGGGUGGAAGUGGAAGGAGUGCAAAAUGGCAGAUGAUCCAUCUCAAAAGUACAUUAGUUCAAAUGAGAGGAAAAGUACAGAUAUGAAAAGAUGCGAGAGUGUGGCAAGCGUAAAAAAAAAGGUCAGCGAUGAAAUAAGAUUAAUCGACCAUUUGGAAAUAAAAAAGGAAAGGGAUAUCAAGAAGUAUUUUGCUAAAUCUAAAGAUAGGGCAAAGAGGGAGAUGCAGGAAAAGAAGAAAACGCAGGAAAAGAAGAAAAUGCAGGAAAAGAAGAAAACGCAGGAAAAGAAGAAAACGCAGGAAAAGAAGAAAACGCAGGAAACACAAGAAAGGGCUAAUGUCGUAUCCGUCGAGCUCGACUCAGACAAGGAAAUAAAAGUAGGCGAGAAAAUCGUGUGCUAUAACAAGAACGAAAAUAAAUAUAUGGACAUUUACAAAGAAACAAAAGAGAAUAAGGGAGGUGUGACAGCAAACACAUAUUCAUUGUCUACGUUAGUAUCCAUUUUUCAGAAGAAAAAUACGAAAGAAAAUGUUUGUUCAAAUGAUAAAAAAAAAAUUAACCAAAAAAUUGAAGAGUUUGUUUUCAACGAGAAUUUAAAAAGUAUUAGUAUUACAUCACAUAAUGUAAGUCGAAAGAGUUCCAAAAAUUGUAUUAAAUAUUUGCCCCGCCAAACCAAGUUAUCUCAUAUUUCGAAAGCGCAAGGUGGAAGCGGAGAAAUUCCUGAUGGGGCAAUUGACAGUGCAAUGGAUGGAGAAAUGGACGGAGCAGUUGACAGUGCAAUGGAUGGAGAAAUGGACGGAGCAGUUGACAGUGCAAUGGAUGGAGAAAUGGACGGAGCAGUUGACAGAUCACUGGACAGAACAUUGGACAGAUCAUUGAAUGCCCCAGCAAAGGGUCAUCCCAGCUGGAACUACAAGAAUGAUAUUAAAUCAGGCUCAAAUAAGUGCAGUAAAGUCGGGGAAAAGUUUAGUGGCGAAAAGAACCCCACAAUUGCACCGAGAUACAAAUUUGCUAAAAGCCUGAACAGUAAGAGCAAUGAGAAUAUAUCAAAAAAUGAUGCAGUUUCGAUGGAUGAAUUUUUUAAGAGUAUCUCCUGUGAUAAUUCUAAAAAUGGAUUUGAGAAUCUACACAACAAUGGAAGUUAUGAAGUGCGAACCUCUCUUAGUUAUGAGCUAAGUGAUGAGAUGAGUCAUCCUAGAAGUCAUCAAUUGAGCAGCCAAAUGAGUCACCAACUCAAUCGUGAACUCAGUCAUGACUCAGAAAAUCAUCCUUUAAAAAAUAUCCUAUUCGAAGAGAACAAUGAUUCUAAAAGAGAUUCAUGGGCAUCUAAGGAAGAAUGCAAAAACGAAGAUAUAACUGUAUGUGAAGGCUUAAAAGGAAAUUCUCUAAAAGUAGAUGAUGAACCCGUGGCUUCCGAAAAGAAGAUGAGGCGAGAAUAUCUAACUAAUGGAUUCGAGGCCCUUGUUCACAUUGUAUUAUCGGAAGCGAAUGUCGUAACGAGAAAGUGCAAUGUUUCAUUUAACUAUGAAUCCAAAAAAGUUAGCAUAAAAAGAAAGAGAAAAAUAUUCGAAAUAGACGUAGAAAAGUUGUAUAUACAGGAAUUGCCAACCAAUGAGAAACAUGUAGCUGUAGUACACCUAGUCAUUUCAGAAAAGAAACCCAAAGUACUACUACUAGAAUCUCGUGAUCUUAUGGGUUUACAAAAUUUAGGAGAUGAAAUUGGCUGGAUUAGAGCCACAGACGACGGUCCUUCUGAGGAGGUAGUCAAAUCAUUACACACUCGAACGGUCGGAAUUACAAAUACCGUACGGAUGAAUCAAGAAGGAGAAAAAGAUGACUUGUCCUACAAACUGAAUAAACGUUUAACAAAAAGCAAAUUAAGUUUUUUCGACAAAAUAAAACUAAAUAAUUUUUUGAGCAAGAAAAAAUGA